Molecule: messenger RNA, 1681 nt
Organism: Verruconis gallopava
Lineage: Eukaryota; Fungi; Ascomycota; Dothideomycetes; Venturiales; Sympoventuriaceae
Exons: 1
Coding region: 621-971 (116 amino acids)
Source: RefSeq, a predicted model, not a curated record
GGGAAAGAUAUUGUGAAGCAGUAGCAAAAUUGGCUUAGUGGAUGGAGGCGCAUGGCUGGAGGCCAAACCUAAAUAAUUGGAGGAUGAACGCGAUCAGUGCUGGCCGUAAGUCAUGGAAUAAGAAAGAAAGCCUGAUUUUGAAGAUAUGAGUACUAUACCUGUUAGCUAUUGAAGUCCUGGUAGAUCCGUACACAGUGUUCAUCAAGCACCCUAAGCCCAUAGAAGGAGUGGCCUUGACCCUCCCUGGUAGGGACAUGCUAAGAUCAGUUCUUCGAUAUUGCGAGUUGGGAAAGAACAAAGGAUUAUCAUACAUACAACUUGCUCAGAGGUUGAAUAUGGCAUUAAGGCACAGACUGAGUAAUCCUGGGAGAGGCAUAAGCAGCGAUUUGCAUUUCUCUAAAGGUGACUUUGAUAGGGCUUAUGCGAACCUUAAUUUAGAAAAUGAGCUACGAGAGAUCUCUCUCAGGAUCUUCCAAGAGUGGAAAAAUGUUACUUGAGACAAGGGAGUGGUUCUGGCAUACUCCAGUAAAUAUAACCUAAUCUAUGAUGCUGGGACCGAGGAGGGAAAACGCUUCAGAAGAGAAAAGGGAGAUACGGAGAAACAGCUGCCAUGGCCUACUAUGGGAAAAGAGCUUUUAAGGAUGCUGCUUUAUCCGGAAUUUUCACUAAUUAUACCUGCUGGGGAGAUACUAAAAUCUAGGGAAACAUUAUAUGAGAAGCGAGCUAGGUCAAAAUCCCUAAGCUUAAUAUUAAGUUCUCUUACCAUAUCACCUCCCUCCAAGCAGCAACAGGAGACGACCGACAGCCGAAGGGCAAGCUCUGAUCUACGGAGUUCAGUGUUGUCAACUGUUUCAGAACGGGCCAUGAAGCACCUCUAUGAAGGGUCCUACUUACCGAAUUUAAGCUAUGCAAGAAAGGAGAGAUUAUCUAUAAGUUCAGCGCCUGAAAGUAUUGGAAUUGAGCUAGGAUGAUGUGAAUGUGCAGCAAGAGACAACAAAGUGGUACAGGCAGCUUGGGAAACUCCUGGAAAGCUCUCAGCAACACAGCGUCAUAAAGUCACCCGUGAAUUGCGAAGAUUGCUACCUGAUGAUGUCGAUAAUCUGGAUGAAGAUGACAUAAAACAGCUUAUCUGCUUCCGACAUUGCCAAGCUACUGCACAAGCCUUAGGAAUGUAUAAGUAUAUCUUAGGGUUAAUAUACAUUAUCCUAUUUAGACGCCUAUAUGUAGCUUUAAGAUUCCUAAAUAUCAGUGAUAUGGCUGCAGAUAAGAGAUAUUGUAACUGGUUCCUGCUGUCUGAGUGUUUAGUAAACUCACGAAAUCUUCUCGGCGUCUAUGUAUAUAAGACAGAAUCUAGGUUUAUAGAAGUGUAAAGGUUAUGGAUCGCCCUUUAAGCAGUUACGUGUCUAUAAUAGAACCUGAGGCAAUUCCUAAGGACAGAUUUUAUUGAACCUUGGGAAAGAGAUGGAAAUAUCAUUCUGCCUGCCUUUAAUUGGCUUCACUCUACGAGAAUAGGAGGCGUUAAGGAGGGAGAUCUCACCUACGGCCUCUCACUUCUCGAGCUGAUGAGAGCUGAGUUUGAAAUAUACCACUGGCAUGAGAGGAUUGAUGGGCUCCCACGAACAAGUCAUAAGGGAUGGCUGCGAAACAUGUACCACAGCUUAAGUCAGCAGCUUGUAAGGAG